UUCUUAUAUAGGUUAUAUUUACUUUACCAUAAACCUUUGUAAAUAUUUGAAAAAUCGUCUAUUGAAAUCAACUGACCAAAUAGUCAAACAAAGAUAUUACAACAGCUUGUCAUUUAUACACACAAAAAAUUGCUUGUGUGUCCAUGUAAAGAGCCGACAGGUCCAUUACAAUCAUAGUUAUCAAACGGGUAAGACAAGCUUUUAGCAAGGGUAACACAUAAACAUGGCGGAUGACAUGAACUCUUUUGAGGAGAUAUUUUGUGGAACCUGGAAAUGGGACAGGGACGAGAAUCUUGUAGAAGCCAUGAGAAAAAUGAAGUAUCAAGAAGAGGAACUUCAGAUGUAUUGCAGUUUAAAACCAACAAUGACGAUUGAGCGAAGAGGCGAUUCGGUCUACAUGAAAUUCGAUAUGGGAAAGGACAUGGUUCACGACUGUCUAUUCAAAUUUGAUGAGGAGUUUGAGACAAAGGACCAUGUCAUGAAUCCGCCUUCUUUCCAUAAUAAGGAAGUAGCUUCAUUCAAAGACGGCGUACUGACUUUCAAAGCCAGAACGUUAUUGACAGGUCCAGGGAAAGUUAAUACACAAUCAGAUAUGUUUGUGAAAGAUGGAGAACUUCAUACUCCGAUGAGUCCCCUCGGUGACACUAGUUAUAACGGCAACAGAAUUUUCAAACGUGCAUAGAUUCGAACAUAAUACCUCUGACACUUAUCAUAGCAUUAUUGUAAAUAACACAACAUUAUUCAGCUACAAUAGAAGGCAGC
Molecule: messenger RNA, 762 nt
Organism: Mercenaria mercenaria
Lineage: Eukaryota; Metazoa; Mollusca; Bivalvia; Venerida; Veneridae
Exons: 4
Coding region: 224-682 (152 amino acids)
Source: RefSeq, a predicted model, not a curated record